AUACGGACACCGUGGGUCCUGGCCGUAGUAAUGGAGGUACGGCGGAGCUGCUCCUUUUGACCUAGAUCUGAGGGGUGCCGACAAUGAAUCGGAUCUGAUUCGUCUUCAACGCCGUGCGACUAUCCCUUCCUCCUAGCGGCGGCUUGGACUCGCAUGGGAGUACCUUCCAUUCGUUUCGAAGUGGUAAAGCUCAGUAGCUCAGUACAUAUGGAUUUUGGGGGAUGGAAGCAGUAAGAAAUCCUUCAACUCAAUGGACUCAAUCGGCAAUGAUGUUUCUUUCAUGGAUCUGCUCAGUAUGGUUGCUGCCAAUGCCGCGAACAACGAUGUCAAGGUUCAUCACGCCGUCCAAUUACAUGAAGACCUGGUGAUUGGAACUGAAGAACAAGUCUUGGCAAAACAGCAAAUCACCCACAAUAAUAAACGGAGCUCAGCUAGCAUGGAUGGUGGGAUUUCGAAUGGUAAUACGGACUGUCGCAUGGAAUCUGUGGUGCAUCCAGUUCCCGUACUUUCUGAAAGGAUCAGUCUGUUCGGAUCGGGUCUGCCUGACGAAUCUAUAGGAACCAGUUUAUUCGUUGAUAGUUCGCUUAAAUGCGGGUCUAGUUUUUGCUCUGAUGGUAUUUCAAAAGCUUCUGCAUCAAGAAGUUUUUCCAAUUUCCUUUUGGAGGAAGAAUGUGUUGCAAUGGAUGUGACAUCUGAAGUCAGGGAAUACCACGGUGGUACAAUAGAAGAGUCCAUGAGGAAAUAUUGUGAGGACAAGAAAAGGGUGAUGUUCGAACCUGAGAUUGGGAUGGAGUUCUCUUCGACAGAAGAAGCAUUCCAGUACUAUAACAUGUACUCAUGGGUGACUGGCUUCAGCAUUAGAUUAGGCGAUAACUACACAACGAAGACUAAGCAGAGGACAAUGCAGGAAUACCUUUGCCAGCGACAGGGCAAUGGGGACGAGACAAAACAUUCAACAACCAGAUGCGGAUGCAAAGCUAUGAUGAGGGUCUCAACAAACGGAAGUUGCAAGUGGUAUGUUAAAAAAGUUAAUUGCCGAACACAAAUGACAUGAUCAGGCAUCUAAGAGAGAACAAUGUUAGCCUCACAAGAGUUAAUUUAGUUAUGGGUAGCUUGUUUGGCUCAAUGGACAAUGUACCAUUCAGCAAGAAGACACUUCGAACGGUUUGUUCGAACAUAGCAAAAGAAGCUCUAGCUGAUGAUGUGCAGAAAACUUUGCAGUCAUUUAGGGAAAAAAUAUCUAGAGAUCCUAGGUUUGUGUUCACAGCCCAACUCGAUGAGGACAACAGACUUAAUUCACUGAUGUGGACAAGUGGAAGGAGCAGGUCAUUAUACAAGCAUUUCGGAGAUGUGAUAACUUUUGACACGACUUACGAGACUAAUAUAUAUAAGAUGCCAUUUGGCAUGUUUGUGGGUGUAAACAAUCACUUCCAGAGUGUCAUAUUCGCGGGGGUUUUGUUGACUAAUGUUGCGGCAGAAAAUUUCAAAUGGGCAUUUGAAGAAUUCGUAGCAAUGAUGGGUGGGAAGGCACCACAGACAAUUCUUACAGAUCAGAGCUUGGCCAUGACAAUCGCAAUAAAGGAAAAUCUGCCGAGCACUAAUCACAGGUGGUGCAAGUGGCACAUAUUAAGGAAGGCACAAGAGGCAUUAGGACAUGUUCGCAAGCUACACAGCACAUUUAGUGAUGACUUCAACAAGGUUGUUAACCACAUGUUAACUCCUGAAGAGUUUGAAAAUGGCUGGGAAUACUUAACCAGGAAGUAU
Molecule: messenger RNA, 1764 nt
Organism: Lolium rigidum
Lineage: Eukaryota; Viridiplantae; Streptophyta; Magnoliopsida; Poales; Poaceae
Exons: 8
Coding region: 251-1054 (267 amino acids)
Source: RefSeq, a predicted model, not a curated record